AUGGCCGUAAACGACAGUUUAGAUGCCAAAAAUAUUGUUGAUCAUCACAUUGGAUUCCUUGGCUCUGGCUUGAUGGCUCAGGGGAUAAUCAAGGGUUUUCUCAAUUCUGGUCUUAUCAAAGGGUUUCAAGUUACAAUGUCUGACAAGUUGGGUCCAGGACAACCAGCCUUCAAGUCCAUUGAAGAUAUCGUUAAUCAAUUCGGAGUUGAAUACCUCACAGAGAACGUCCCAAUGGCCGCCAAAAGUGACGUCAUUUUCCUUUGCGUGAAGCCGAACAUGGUUCAGACAGUUCUAACAGAGUGCGCUUGCGCGAUGGCUGGCAAGCUUGUGGUCUCAAUAGCUGCUGGCAUCACAAUUGAGACACUAGAGGAGGCCUUACCAAUGGGUACCCGCGUUAUUCGAGUGAUGCCAAACAUGCCCUGUGUUGUUCAGCAGGGCGCAGGCAUCUUCGCCCGUGGCCAUUGCACUAGUGACGCGGAUGUCCACCUCAUGAAAACUCUUCUCUCUGUCAUCAUUCCUGUUCUUGAGGAGAUCCCCCAGUAUCAAUUCAACGCCGCCACUGCACUCUCCGGCUGUGGGCCUGCCUAUGUCUGUCUAGUAAUCGAGAGUCUCGCUGAUGGGGCUGUGCGUCUCGGUCUGACUCGUGACAUGGCACAUCGACUGGCUGUACAGACGGUCCUUGGUACAGCAGUGCUGGUCCGCGAUUCUGAAAUUCACCCAGCUCAAUUGAGGGAUCAAAUCUGCUCUCCAGGCGGUAGCACCAUCGCAGGAACCUUUACUUUGGAGAGGGCAGGUGUGCGUGCUGCUUUCAGUGCAUGCAUUGAAGCUGCCAAAAUUCGUAACGAUGAAUUAGGAUCUCCGAAGAAGUAG
Messenger RNA from Hydatigera taeniaeformis, 870 nucleotides. Lineage: Eukaryota; Metazoa; Platyhelminthes; Cestoda; Cyclophyllidea; Taeniidae. The record is from the annotation of a GenBank genome assembly.